CGGAGGUGGCAGAUCUCAUACUUACCUGGCAGGGGAGAUACCAUGAUCACGAAGGUGGUUUUCCCAGGGCGAGGCUUAUCCAUUGCACUCCGGAUGUGCUGACCCCUGCGAUUUCCCCAAAUGUGGGAAACUCGACUGCAUAAUUUGUGGUAGUGGGGGACUGCGUUCGCGCUUUCCCCUGAAUUUUGCAGUUCAAAAGAAUAGGUGGUGUACCAAAGUUUGCGUUUUGUGUGGUGUGUAAUCUUGUGUUUUCUGUGGCGUGUAAAUGUUAUCUUACCGUGUAAGGUUAGAGAAUGAUUAGUAACAUGUCGAUUCUCUGUCAGAGGACAAAUGAAAAAGGUCAGCCGUUGCAACAUAAGGUAACUACCGUGAAGGCCGCACAGUUCUUCCCUUUCUAUGCGGGGAUGCUUUCUGCGGAGAUUGGUCCAUGGUCUCCAGCGUCUUGGGUUCUCACGAUCUGUAAAAAUCUUCGUGUUGUUCCCUAACCCCCAGUCACCUUUUAUACAGCUUCUGCUUCUAACUGCAGCCCCCACAGUAGUUUGUAGGAUUUCUGUGCUGGGGGGAAUGUGUUCUCACUUCAUAGAGCCAGGUACAAACUACGCAGACGGGCGCUGUUCUUUGGGAAGAAAACAGGGCCUUUGGGGCUCUUAGUGUCCCCGCUGGGUUGUAUACAUAACACGCUUACUUUGUGUAGGGGAACGGCUCUCCCAGCGCCCAGGUCCCUAGUGCAUAUUCAUUGAGGCCCGCAGGUCAGAACCGCAGUCUCACCUGUCUUGGCGGAAAUGCGCUGCGAUCCUUCCUGAAAUGUAAGGCAGGAAGUUUUACGAGGAGCCGGGUCCAGUUUCCCUACUAUUUCCUGCCGUUUACAUAUCUCGUCUUUCUUCAGACUUUAUUCAAGCGACAGCUUCUUGUUUGAUGUCUCGCUUCCACAUCCUACAUCCAUUGCCAGGCAGCUUUCUAGAUCGCACUCCCACCCAUCCUUCCCGCCCCCAAGCAGCCCUUUCCCAUUUCUGGCGCCAGUGUCCUCCCCCUUCCCUCUUCUUCAGGCCCUGGCUUAUCACCUUCAUGGACAGAAAAUACUUAGCUCUCUCUCAACCUGCGGUUUACACCUGACACGCGUUAGUAUUGUCUGGGUGAAGGGGAAAAGGACAAGAUGGAGGAAGGUGAACAGAAAAGACACAGCCCUUACUACUUCCGGGUUCUUCGUCAUCCAACUUACCCGCGCGCGGGAAAAUGCAGCCCACGCCCGGGAAAAAAGCAGACCAACUGAGCAGGCGCCACGUGAAGUCAAUUUGAGGAAACGGAAACAUACUACGGAGACGCCCCUGGCACGCCCUUAUCCCACCCACUGCCCGCCCAUUUCCAAGCCCAGGACAUAAAAGUCGCCGCUGGCAGGCGCCAGCGCGAACUUCCGUAGUCCUAUUGCUUGUGGACCGAGGAACCUAGCCCGAGAGCGCCGGCGGGACUUCCGUGUCCCCACUUAGAGGACCGGUGAACCUCGCCCAAGAGCCCUGACUCGUUGGUCAAUAAAGUUCUUUCUUUCCUACCACUUGCCUCCAGCGCCUCUUUCCUGACUAAAAGAAAUUAAAUAAAUCAGGUGGUGCCCAAACCCGUGAGGAGACCCCUCCUCAGGGCCCCCCAAGGUCCGAGGAGCCUCCUCCUUCCACGCCUAGGAUGGACCAGGACCCAAAGAACCGCUUUCUACCAAUCCAUUCCUCCAGAAUCUCCUGGGGACCCUGGGAGCUCCUUCCAGCUCUUACACCUAGACGAUGACUGAAGGCGGCUGGACUCGGGGACCCCCAUCACCCUCGCCGAGCUUCGGGUAACUCUUCAGGUAGCGGGUAAGCCAGUUUCUUUUCUUGUGGAUAUGGAGGCUACCUACUCUGUUUUGCCAUCAUUUAGUGGACCUAGUCACCCAUCUCACAUUUCAGUUAUAGGAGUUGGAGGCACUCCGUCUAGUCCUCUUAGAACACCACCUCUUAAUUGCUGCCUGGCCAAUAACUAUUUUGCACACUCAUUCCUCCUCAUCCCCUCAUGCCCCACUCCUCUACUAGGCUGAGAUAUCCUAAGCCAACUGAAAGCCUGUAUCUCUCUUCCUACUAGCUUCCCCCACCCCGCCUGCCAUCUACUUCUAGUAUUAACUAACUCAAAUGACUCCAACAACCCUACUAACCCUUUCCCUAAUUUCCCCAUUCCUAUAGACCCCAAAGUGUGGGACACCUCCACUCCUGUCGUGGCGGACCAUCAUUCACCAAUACUCAUAAAACUUAAAAACCCGGGUUUCCAACCCGCCCACAGUUCUCUCUCUCUCCACAACACUUAUGAGGACUAAAACCAAUCAUUACUAGGUUACUCAGCCAACACAUCCUCAUCCCCACUCAUUCCCCCUGUAACACCCCAAUCCUACCUGUAAAGAAGGCAGAUGGGACUUUUCGGUUAGUGCAAGAUCUUCGUCUUAUCAGUGAGGCUGUUUGCCCCACCCAUCCAGUAGUUCCCAAUCCCUAUACCCUUCUCUCUCUUAUCCCAUCUAACACAACACACUUUACUGUGCUAGAUCUAAAAGAUGCAUUUUUCUCUAUUCCCUUACACCCAGAUUGUCAGUUUCUCUUUGCCUUUACAUGGGAAGACCCAGACACCCAUGCCUCCACCCAAUUGACAUGGACAGUGCUUCCCCAAGGGUUCCGAGAUAGCCCCCAUUUCUUUGGGCAAGCCCUUGCAAAAGACUUGGCCUCCUGUCCUCUUACAAAUAGUAAAAUUCUCCAAUAUGUAGAUGACCGUUUACUCUGUAGUCCCACGAGACAGGACUCUCUUUAGGACACUGCAAUCCUCCUUAAUCAUCUAGGAUCCAAAGGUUACCGAGUAUCCAAAUACAAAGCUCAACUCUCACAACAAUGUGUCAUAUAUUUAGGCAUUGAAAUCACUCCCACAACGCGCUUGCUCACCACAGACCGUUUAACUCUAAUACAAAAUCUUUCUCCUCCCCAACACGCUAAAGAAAUCCAAUCCUUCCUAGGCCUAGUAGGGUUUUUCAGACACUGGAUUCCUAAUUUCGGAAUCUUGGCUAAACCUCUAUAUGCAGCUGUCAAGGAGACUCCCCAAGGACCUUUGUCUAACCCAAAGUUAAUCUAUAAACAUUUCACUCACCUAAAAAACUGCCUUCUCUCACAUCCUACUCUCUCACUCCCAGACUUCCAACGCCCCUUCCAGCUUUUCACAGAUGAAAGACAAAAAGUUGCCAUUGGCCUUUUAGCCAACCUAUAGGCACCACAUACCAUCCUGUGGCAUAUUUAUCCAAACAAUUAGAUCCCACUGUACAAGGGUGGCAGCCCUGCCUUCAGGCCCUAGCAGCAGCAGCCUGUCUAACCCAGGAAGCAAAGAAACUCAUCAGAGGCUGCAGCCUGACAGUCUUCCCUACCCACCGCCUUCAAGACCUUAUUGCCCACAAAAGUAUCAGCCACCUAACCCCGUCCAGGCUCCAACUUUUCCACCUCUUGUUCAUAGAAGACUCUACCAUUGUCCUAGGAGUCUGCUCCUCUCUAAACCCAGCAACCUUACUCCCCAACCCUCUCAAACAACCCCAUACUGAACACUCCUGUCCAGAACUUUUAGAGGCCCAACCACCUAGUCACUUGCAUUUACAUGACCAACCCUUGGAGAGCCCACAAUUAACCCUAUUUGUGGAUGGCAGUUCCUUUAUAAAUUCUCAAGGAAACAGGCAGGCAGGAUACGCGGUAGUUACAUCAUCCACUGUCCUAGAAGCUAAGCCUUUACCACAAGGAACAACAUCACAGCAGGCGGAGCUUAUCACACUAACUAGGGCUCCCCUCCUAUCUAGAGGAAAAACAGUAAACAUAUACACAGAUUCUAAGUAUGUCUUCUGAAUUGCACACACCCAUUCUGUCAUCUGGAAAGAAAGAGGGUUCCUAACCACCUGUGGUACCCCCAUAAUCAACAAAAAGCAGAUAAACUGCUAGAUGCUUUAUCAGCACCUUCCAAAGCAGCCAUCAUACACUGUAAAGGUCAUCAGACUCCAUCUAACCCGGUGGCAGCUGGCAACAAUUUUGCUGACACCACUGCCAAAUCCGCUGCCGGAUUCUCCACCCCUACACUUCCUUCUGUUUGUUUUCUUUCUCCCCAACAUAUCCCUAAUUACACCCAGGAAGAAAAAACCAAAGAAUUACAAGACUCAACAGCCAGACUAGCCACAGACAAUUGGAUUUACAUCAAUAAUAAAUUAGUUAUUCCUAAAACACAACUCCACACCGUCUUAAGAGACAUACAUAAUUCCUUACACAUAGGACCCAGAGCUCUAUAUAACCUUCUAAGCCCCCUUAUCCACUGCCCUACACUCAUGAAACACCUAAUUAUAAUCAACCAACAGUGCGUCACAUGCCUCAAGUCAAAUCCUCAAGGCGCAUUAUGCAACUCCCACCCAAGUCACCAACUCAGAAGACACCAACCAGGCGAAGAUUGGCAAAUUGAUUUUACCCACAUGCCAAAACAUAAAAAAUUCAAAUAUCUCUUAACCCUUGUUGAUACCUUUUCAGGAUGGAUAGAGGCCUAUCCUACCACAGGAGAGACUGCCAAUAUAGUUGCCUCCAUACUCACUGAACACAUUAUUCCUAGGUUCGGCCUCCCACUCACCCUCCAGUCUGACAAUGGCCCAGCCUUCAUCUCCAAGGUAGUCCAACAGGUGGCAGCCCUCCUACACAUCACCUGGAAACUCCACAUCCCUUAUAGACCCCAGUCCUCUGGUAAAGUAGAAAAAGCCAACGGACUAAUCAAACAACAAUUCAUCAAACUCUCACUUGAGACUCGACAGUCUUGGGUAACCCUCCUGCCUCUCGCCUUAACCUGGCUGCGGGCCGCCCCGCGAAGUCCAACAGGCCUCAGUCCAUUCAAACUAGUUUAUGGCCGACCCCUCACCUUAGAACAGCUGCCUACCCUUUCCUCUCCACUGGCAAAUUACCUUCCAUACUUAACUCUUUUGAGACAACUACUAAGACAGCAUGCAGAACUAGCACACCUGCCUCCGACAGGCACUUAUAAUCCACACACCUUUCUCAGCCCAGGUGAUCAAGUAUACUUAAAGAACAUCCAGGCCAAAGACCUCCAGCCCAGGUGGAAAGGCCCAUAUACUGUCCUCCUAUCCACACACACAGCAGCCAAGUUAUUAGGCCUCACACACUGGGUCCACAUAUCACAACUAAAGAGGGCCCCUGCAGAAAGCGACAAGUGGGAAUCAACUAAACUCACCCCCACCCGCCUCAGGCUCACCAAACUUCCCUAAUUAACACAUGUUUCCAGGCCUUUUAUGACUGUCCCGAUUCCUCACCAUACUGUACACAAAUCUGGCAGAGUUUCAACACAUCACCCCAGAUCUCUAUUUGCCCCCAGACCCCAGCCCAACACAGUGGUUCUCUCGCCUACUCACAUUUGUAGAACACCUCCAAUGGCAAGGCGCAUUCUACGCUUACUCAGAAGAUGAAGUUUUCUUACUCACUUUUAUUACUAUCCUUCUUCUACAUUCCAACGGCAAUUACUAACCCAACCUUUAUAUGGAGAUUCUCCAUAACUGAAACUUGGUCCUUCAACAACAAGCAACAUACAGUUCUGCAAGGCACUGCAGACU
Chlorocebus sabaeus (green monkey) is the source of this 5632-nucleotide messenger RNA. Lineage: Eukaryota; Metazoa; Chordata; Mammalia; Primates; Cercopithecidae. The record is from RefSeq and is a predicted model, not a curated record.